CAGUCAAUAAAUGCUUUCUUUUCUUGAUUGAUUGGCAGUGUUUAGACAUGGAUGAACAUUACACUCAGAUUUCCAACCAGUUCGAUUAUUUAUACGAGCCGUUCCACAAGGGAAACGCGUCGAUUAUAAUCAACAGGCUGAAACUAAAGCAAAAUGAUCUGCUACUCGACAUUGGUGGUGCAACUGGCGGACAAGCUCAAGUAUUACGAAAGCAAGCCAGAUUGAAGAAUCCUGUUACGAUCCUUGAACCUUGCAAAGCAUUGGCUGAUAUCGCAAGCACAGUUAAUGGAGUGAUCUCUAAACAAGAGACGGUAGAACAGUUCUAUGGUCAUUAUGAAGCUGAAGUGAUGAAGGGGGAGUCGAAAAUGAUACCAUUCAACAAGAUCCUAAGUGUUAUGUCCAUUCAUCAUUUUUCUGACAAAUUAAAAAGUCUUGACCAGAUCAUCACUUGCCUGCCACCGAAUGGAGUUCUCCUAGUACUAAAGCCACCGUGUUCUGGAUUAGAUUUGCCGUUUUCGAAGUUUCAUCUACAAUACAACAGGCAGUUACCAGAGAUGUUUGACUACAUCAUUCCAUACCUCAAAAACCGCGAUGACGCAUUUACAGAGGUGAGCAAUGAGGUGUCUACAUUCCAGAUCGCCAAGAGUAGGUGGUACUCUAUGAUUCGUGGACGUUUCUGGUCGUUCCUGCACCGAUUUUCUGACGAUGAGAUUGAAGAAAGCAUUCAAGAACUGGAAGAUGAGAGAUUUUCAGGAGUAAAAGAGGAUGAGAAUAUCACGGUCAUUGAUAAAUAUAUAGCCUUGACUGUAACAAAAAAAUAGCCCUGCCAACCAUCAGCACAUUUCAGAAUCGAGAAAAUUUGCAAAACUGAGGUGACAUUUUUCCUCUUGAAAUUGUAAGAGUCUGGAUUUGCAGGCUACCAAUUAACUAAAUGAAAAUUACGUUGCUAAUAAUCGCUUGAUAAAGUACCUUGGUACUAUAACUAAUGAGUUAUAUAUUUUUAUUCCAAUGGUGGACAUCUUAGUAAUAGUGGCCUUUAUUUCUAAAUGGCGAACAUGUUUUUAUUUGUUCGCUGGUUUUUACUGCGCAAGCUCUAUGACGCCUCAGUUUUGCAGUGACGUCUUUUCUACGUUAUUAUUUCAAAGCCACUGAAAUCUCAGUACUCUUUUUUCUUUCUGUGCACGUUUUCGUUUUAAGAAGGCUGGAAAGUUUUUUUUUUUUUUUUUGGCAUUCACAUACACUCACAAUUAUGAACUAAAGAAAUAUCAAUAUGGCUAUAAUAUGAAGGCCGGUUUACAAUGGAUGCUGAUGAGAAAUCUUUUGUUAAUUAAGUGGCACCAUGCAAAAUAAAACUCAUAUUUUACAACAACCACUCCCCAUGCGGGGCUUUUCCGUGUGAUGCUCUCUCUACAAGCACUACCAUACAUCCUAUAUUUACAACAUACAACACUCAACUCACAUGUUGCUUUUUAUGGAGGGAGGAAACCGGAGACCCCGGAGAAAACCCUCGUGGAAAGAGAGAGAACAACAAACAAAAUCAACUCACAUGAUACGAUCCUGAUGAUCCUGAGUCUGAGCGGGGCUCGAACCCGGACCACAGUGGUGAGCUAGAGGCAAGCAGUAAACCAAUACGCCACCCAUGUCACCCAUACGCCAUCCAUGCCACUCAUACGCCAACCAAUGCCACGCAUGGCCGCGAGGGUUGGCAGAACACCUUUCAUUAGGAGUUUAUCCAAAAAAAAAAAAA
Messenger RNA from Actinia tenebrosa (Australian red waratah sea anemone), 1747 nucleotides. RefSeq lists its product as uncharacterized. NCBI's taxonomy places the organism in Eukaryota, Metazoa, Cnidaria, Anthozoa, Actiniaria, Actiniidae. The record is from RefSeq and is a predicted model, not a curated record.